Numida meleagris (helmeted guineafowl) is the source of this 4861-nucleotide messenger RNA. RefSeq names its product coiled-coil domain containing 33 (gene CCDC33). Lineage: Eukaryota; Metazoa; Chordata; Aves; Galliformes; Numididae. The transcript has 12 exons. Bases 288 to 2144 code for a protein of 618 amino acids. The record is from RefSeq and is a predicted model, not a curated record. Gene Ontology annotation, cellular component: peroxisome.
UUCCCUUGCAAACAAACCAGAGCUCCGAGCCCCCAUCCUUGCACGGGGACGGAAAGGAAAGCCCUCAGCAUCUCCCCACAGCACCAAGGGCAAGGAUUUUUCUUUCACCGCAUUGCCUUUGAAAGCUGCCUGCCAAGAUGUGAAGCCUACACAUACCCAGGGGCACCCCGAGGCAUUUUCCUGCUGGAAAGAGGUGGGAGCUCCAGCAGAGCCCGCUCAGCUCUGACACAAGCCCAGGGCUCGCUGCAGGGCUCUGGGAGCUCCCUGCCAUCAGGAUCCCCAUCCCCAUGGCCGGGGAGUCCCGCAUUCCUGCCAGCCUGCAGCGCUGGCGGCUCCGAGCUGAGGACAAGGAGCUGGAUUUCGAGUUCGAGGUGCUGAGCGCCCAGUUCAACCGGCGCGGCCGCUACGCCCUGCGGCUCACCGUGGAGAACCCACUGCUGCAGGACAGUGGGGCCAGUGUCCGACUCCGCAUUGGGGACAGGGACAGCGUGCCCACCAGUACCGGCACCACCGACACCGUGCUGCAGGGUCACCUGGGGGAGAUCUGCGCCUUCCAGAGGAGGAAGUUCACCUUCACCCUGCCCAGAGGUUUCUGCAAGAACGACAAGAAUCACGACGUGCGGCUCCGCAUCGAAGCCUUGCACUGCCCUGGGACCCCGCUGAGGAGGAGGAGGGUGGGCGAAGCCUUCUUCGCCAUCUACCCCCGGCCUGACCAGCCGCGGGUGAAGCUCUUGGCAGGGCGGGAUGAGGACUGGUACCGCUACAGCGCGGUGCUGGCCCUGCUGCGGGUAGGCAGCGAGCAGCCUGCUAUGCACUGCGGCCACCUGGCCUUCACCGCUGCCCUGCAUGAGCACCGGCCGCCUGCCGUGCUGUCCCCAGCUCUGUCACCCCAUGCCCAGGAGAGGGGAUGCCGAGCAGCAGGCACAGCUCCAUCGCCUGCAUCCCCAGCUGGGCCAUCUCCUGAUGUCCCCUUGCACUCACCUGAGUCUGCCUACCACUCGCUGCCCACUGAGGUGCCGCAGGCUGACCCUGUGCUCAGCUCCUCCCAGGAGCUGCAGGGUGACUCCGUGGCCAAGCAGCCUUCCUCCUCCUCCUCCUCCUCCUCCUUUUCCUUUGGGCCACCAGUGAGCUUCCACCUCUCCUCGCCAGGAUCCAGCCCAGACCCAAGCCCCUGGGCAGUACAGCUCCGCCGGGAUACCGUGGCCCUGCCGCCUGCUGACGCCGUGUUCAGCAUCCUGCCCAGGACGCAGCAGAGGUCCCAGGAUGUCCUCCAGGAGCGGGAGGUGAGCAGGUACCGCCUGGCCCUGAGACGUAUGGCUGGUGACCUUGUGUCCCUGCAGCAGCGCGUCACCAGCCUGGAGGUGGAGAAUGGACACCUGCGGCACAGCCUGGCUGGGCGACAGGAGCCGGGCCGUGCUCUGCUCGCUGAUGGGGACGUCGAUGUCAUGACCAGGGAAGAGGUCCUGGACCGGCUGGCCACCCUGAAGGGAGAACUGGUGUCCAGCACAGCGGAGAUGCGGCAGCUGAGGGACCGUGUGCAGCGGCUGCAGAAUGAGCUGAUCCGGAAGAACGACCAGGAGAAGGAGCUGGUGCUGCUUCAGCGAGUCCACCGGCAGCAGCAAGCUGCCCUGCGACGGUGCCGGCAGGAGGCAGCCAGGACAAAGGGCCUGGAGGAGAUGGUGAGGCAGCAGGAGAAGGUGAUCAGGGUGAUGGAGCGGAUGCUGCAGGAGAGGCUCUCCAGGAAUGCUGAGAAACCAGUGGGAGAAGCCCCAGCUGGGGAGCUGCACGCCCUGCUGCUGGCUGAGAACCGCCGGCUGCGGGAGGAGCUGGCGAGGCCCCCGCGCCCCCCAUCGCCCCCCAGAACACCGCGGCCCCCGCAGGACACCUUCAGUGGCACAGAGAAGCUGUCCCUGCUGGCCAAGCUAGAGGAGGCACAAGCCCGUGGGCGAGCGAUGGAGAGGCAGCUGGAGGAGGCAGCAAGGAGAUGGGCACGAGAGAAGCAGGAGCUGGGCACUAGGCUGCUGGAGCAGGACCAUGGCUUUGGGGGCUCAGCCCCACGCUUUCUGCGUGCCACCACCUUGAAAUGGGCCCCGGACCCCACCUUCCCCCCCAGGAGACCCCGGACCCUGGACCCACUUCCCUAGGGGGUCUUCCUGGGGCAGGAUGCCAGAGACACCCAGAGACACCCAGAAAUUCAUGCUCGCAACAAGGAUCCGCUGCUUUUGGUGCAGAAAUUACAGAGCAAAUCAAAGGCGAAGCAAAAUGGGAAGGGGACAGCCAUCUCCCCCAUCGCGUAAGCAGGGCUGGAGCCAAGGCUGAAUGUACUGAGCUGAUGGAGGUGUCCCCAAGCUGGGAUGGGCUGGGGACACCCGGUGUCACUCCUGGCUCAGGAGGGGCCGGAGCGUCAGGUAGAUGGGUUUGUCAGGGACGAGGAUGAGGUCGAACUUGGUCCCAACUUCCACGGCCCGCUUGGUUUCAAUCUUGAAGUUCUCCAGAAUCUGGGUUGGGAGGAAGGAAGAGCAAGAGGGGGACGGUGGGGAUGGAGAUGCCCAGAGCAUCCUCCCCAAGUCCCUUCCAGCAUGAAAGUAAGGGACACGGAUGUGGCAUUUAGGGCCACGAAUGUGGCAUUUAGAGACAUGGCUGUGGCACUAAGGGUUGUGACUGGGGCACUAAGGAAGACGGCUGUGGCAAUUAGGGAUGCAGUUUAGUGAUGGGAAAGUCAAGUUAAUGGUUGGGCUUGGUGAUCUUGGGGAAUCUUGGUGAUCUUGAAGGUCUUCUCCUACCCAGAUGGAAAGUCUUUUCUAACCCAUGAAUUCCAUGACCCGCCCCACUCCAAAACCCAGUGCUCACGUGCAUGAGGAAGAGCUGCAUCUCCAGCUCGGCGAUGCGGCGACCCAGGCACUGCCGUGGCCCAAAUCCGAAGCUCAGCCCCUUGAAGUUCUUGGAGCUCGUCACCAGCCAGCGCUCAGGGUUGAACUGCUCCGGCUUGGGGAAGACCUCGGGGUCUCGGCCCAUGGCGUACAGUCCAACCUGUACCAGUGUCUGGGGGAGAAGGAUCAACCCUAGGGUUUUGAGCCCACAUCCACCCCACCGUCACCCACCACUGCCCCACAUCUGGCUGCCAGCUCUGCUCAAAGCCCAGCGCAAAGCAGAAGGGGAUGAGGAAAGGCCCGGUUUCCCGUCUCACCCCAUAGCCCAUGGUUCACCUUGGGGGGGAUGCGGUAGUCCUGCAGGAUGACCUCCUGUGUGGUGUACCUCUGCAGCGUCACCGCCACCGGGUGCAGCCUGCGGGUCGGAUGGGGUCACCUGGUUGUGGGACACCUGCCUCCCACUGUCACGUGGGAUGCCCAUCCCACCGGCUUCCCGUGCUGACACAGAAAAUCGGGGAGAAGGAGGAGCUGGGUGCUUUCCCAUUCCCCGCUGCCUCCUGCCUACCUGAGCGUCUCCUUGAUGGUGGCUUUGAGCAGUCGGAUGCUCUUCAGCAUCUUCACCCUGUCCCCCUGUGCCUCCCGCUUGGCCGCCAGCACCUCCGCCCGCAGCCGCUCCUGGAUGCCUGGGGACCGCGCCAGCUCCAGCAUGGCCCACUGCAGCGUCAUGGAGGUCUGCAGCAGGGCAGAGCUGGGCUCAGCACCACGCACCGUCCCAUUCUCACCGCCCACACCCUGCCCACUGCUGACCGUGUCCACCCCGCCUGCCAUCAUCUCGGUGACGCUGGCCUUGAUGUCAUCCAGGGGCAGCUUGUCCUGCAUGAGGAGGCUGAAGAGGAUGCCCGCGUGCUCCUCGGUGUUCUUGCGCUGCAGCCGGAUGUCCCGGUAAACAUUUUGGAUGCAUUUGUCAGCUGAGGAGGUAUAGGGGCAUGGUGCUGAGUGCCUGCAUGCUGCCUGAGAUGGCAGGGCUUUCGGGCUGGAGUGGUUCCAUGGAGUCACAGAAUCAUAGAAUCAUCUGGGUUGGAAAGGGCUUUCCAUACAGGUUGGCGAAGAUCUUUAAGAUCACCAACUAUUCCCUGAGAUCCCCAAGUCCCAUCGUUAAUCUGAUCUGCCAAGUCUUAGUGCCACCGUGAGGGUGACAAAUGAACGGCAGCUUAGCGCAUUGCUGCCACAUGUUGGUGGCUUUUCCAGUAGAGUUGCCCAUACUUUAGACUGGGACUGAAAACUGUCUGGGUGGACAGGGCAGGUGGGGCGCAGCUGUCCCCCAAACCAGCUGUCCCCCAUCCCUGUCCCCCCGAAGGUGGGUUGUCCCAGGUGCCACCACCUCCCUGACCCUGCUGCUCCUCUUGAUGUGAUGGUCACUGUGGUUCACGCUCCUGCAUGGCUCCCCACCACUCCACCCUACAAGCUCCAGAUGGCCUAUCCAAAGCCAUCCUAGCUUUUGUAGCCCUACAGUGGCCUCGCCGACCCCGAGAUGGGCAGCUGGACCCGGGAUAAGGUUUCAGUGCUGGUGAGAUGAGGAUGAGCUCUUAGGGCUCCCAUUCCCAGCGGACAACCCAUGAGGAACAUGGGGGAAGAGCACUCACCCUGUGUGAAGAUGGCAUCCCAGGCGUGCACGUGGUCGCGCCACGUCUUGGCGUUGAGGUGGCGGAGCAGGGCGGGCGGCACAUAGAGCAUGGGCGAGGUGGUGUGGAACAUGAGGGUGACGGCAUCGAUGAACCGCUGUGCCUCUGGGUCCACAAAGUCCUGCAGCAGCCCCAGGCGCUCCCCGUACAGCACGUGGCACACAGCUGCAACAUGGCACCCAUCAGGGGACCCAGCCUACGGGAUCCCCACUGUGUUGGCCCUCUGCUAUGGCCAGCUCCAGGGCUCGUGGGGGAUUUUGGAAUCAUGGUCGAGUAGGGUUGGCCAUAAAAUGCUGCUCUAUCAUCAGA